Cucurbita pepo subsp. pepo (vegetable marrow) is the source of this 405-nucleotide messenger RNA. Lineage: Eukaryota; Viridiplantae; Streptophyta; Magnoliopsida; Cucurbitales; Cucurbitaceae. The record is from RefSeq and is a predicted model, not a curated record.
AUCAAAUCCAUCACUCAACACACUUAUAAACCCUUCAAAAAAAUGGCCUUUCAAAACGACACCAUCGUCACUGACCAUACUCGACCCAUCACAAUCGUUCAAAAUGGCGCCUCUUUUGUGCCAACAUUUCCAGAUUGCUACGUCAAUAUUGAUGAAGAAUUUCCUGGGGAGGCACAUGUGUAUAAGCAAGAGAAGGUCAUAUUCCAAGGCAAAUCCCAGUAUCAAGAUUUUUUUGUUUUUCAGUCACAAACAUAUGGGAAGAUUGCUAUAUUGGAUGGCUGCCUUCAGCUAACAGAGAAGGAUGAGUGUUCUUAUCAGGAAAUGCUCACUCAUCUCCCACUCUGUUCUAUUCCNCGCGCCUUGAGGGGGAAGCUCGAAAUUCGUUUUCCAUCGAGAUACCAUUGA